AUGGCUCUUGAUUCAUGUUUUCUCGCGUUCGUGCUCGUACUCGCUGCUGCCGCUAUCUCGGUCUUUAUCUCACCACGGCCUCAAACUCUGGCUUUCGGUGGACUGCCGACUUUCCGAAACCGACUCCACACAUGCUCCUGCUACGCCUCUCGUCGCUGUGCCCUGGACAUGCAAUGGGGUUUCUCCUGCGUCACGAUGGACCUCUACCUGCGGCUACCAACGCAAGUAUCAUCUCAGCCCAGCGACAAUAGCCAGGUGCAUCUCCUUUACGCCAUCAUCCAGCCCCGUGCCCACGAACCUUCUCUGCAGUCUCAAUUCCAAUGGGUGUACGACUUUCCCCAUGUGCCCCGCAUCCACCAUCGGACUACUUACUCACGUUGGCUCACGCAGACAUACGUCGGAGACUACGUCUUUAUCAAGAGCCUGUCCGAGCACAAGUUCCAAGCCUUCGUCUCGAGCUACACCAAGGGCAAAGACGACUGGUACACCCUCGGCGACUCGUGGGGCACCGAGGACGGCAGGUGGUCGCGCUCGGGGUGGGAGGUGAUCGCCAUUAGGAACGCGGACGACACGAAACGCGUGGGCUAUUAUGAAUACAUUAGGGGGGCGACGAUCUAUAUUACCGUCAAGGUUAUCGACAAGAUCGAGGUCGAGCGCGCGACGGAUCCAGAUGCUCCUCCUCGCGAGGAGUAG
Pleurotus ostreatus (oyster mushroom) is the source of this 693-nucleotide messenger RNA. RefSeq lists its product as uncharacterized. The record is from RefSeq and is a predicted model, not a curated record. The coding region runs from base 1 to 693 and encodes 230 amino acids. The transcript has 3 exons. Lineage: Eukaryota; Fungi; Basidiomycota; Agaricomycetes; Agaricales; Pleurotaceae.